Molecule: messenger RNA, 708 nt
Organism: Beauveria bassiana ARSEF 2860
Lineage: Eukaryota; Fungi; Ascomycota; Sordariomycetes; Hypocreales; Cordycipitaceae
Product: transposase-like protein
Exons: 1
Coding region: 1-708 (235 amino acids)
Molecular function (GO): DNA binding
Source: RefSeq, a predicted model, not a curated record
AUGGCUCCGUACAGCGAAUCAGACGUCAAGAAAGCCCUUGAUCUCCUCAAAAGUGGCCUCUCAUUCGGCAAAGCAUCCCAGCUAGCCGGCGUGCCGAGAAGCACCCUGUAUGACCGAAAAAACGGCAGGAACUCGGCCCGACAGGCCUUUGAGAAGCAGCAGAAGCUCUCAGCAGAAUGGGAGCGCACUUUGGUUAGCUACGUCGUCGAGCAAAGCCAACUCGGGCGCACGCCCACACAUCAGCAAAUUAAAGCCGUUGCCAAGAGCUAUCUAGCCUCGAGUGGGCAAGCAACCACCAUUGGCAAGAAUUGGCUAAACCGAUUCAUCAAGCGGCACCCAGAAAUAGCAACAAUCCUCGUGCCGCCAACCGAAAAGGAUCAGGCUGAGGGCGCAACCAGGCCAACGGAUAUUGAUGGCACAACUUUGAAUAGGGAUAUUGAGCACGCAGCCUCGAGCAGCGAUCUCGAGGGUGCAACCUCGAGCGGUGAGGGCGGAAUCUCAAGUAGUGAUGCCCAACAAGCCUGUCAUGCCUGUUACAUGUGCAACUAUGGAGGUACUCCAAUAGACUUCUGGCAGAAGCUUGAGAAGCGAAUAAGUGACCAGUCAGCCGAGAUAGUCCAAUUACGGGAGAUCAUCGGUCACUUGGUAACUGAAGUCAGGGCACAGCGGCAGGAAGCAUGUCACAAUAACCCGAACCAGAUUUCAUAA